AUAUGUCUAUGUCUAAACAAGUAGCUCUUUCUUGCCGUUCGGGUUAUCGGUACCCGACUUUAAUUGUCUUGCCUUGGCGAAAGUGGGUAGUACGGGACGACGACGUGCGUGCGCGUGACCUUUUGACUCUUCCGUAGGCGCCUCUGAAAAAGGUGCGAGUCGUUUCGCUUAUUGCAUUUUACAAUGGGUAUACCUGCAUAUGUAUGAGAAUAGAGGAUAAUAAAAUAACUCAAAACUCUAGAAAAAGCAUCCACAAAAGUAAAAGCAGUAGCAACUAAAAACUUUCCAGUCUCAGCUAACCAGUCCAAAUCAGCUAUGUUGUUUUUAGCACGGCUUUGGGAGUGUCGAAUGCGUUAACUGAAGCUGAAACAUACUGUGCACUAUCGAGACUCACUGUAGUGCCCAUAUGCAAAUCAAAUUGCUACCAUUUCCACAGCGAUUGCUUUUCGUGACAGCCCCCUCUUUCUAUCGCACUUAGUUCAGUGAACCGACACAUUCCCUGGUUUCGUUCCGAGCAGCAUCCUCUGUCUCUCUUGCGCAGCCUCUCUCGCCGCCCCCUCUGCCUAAGCCUCUGUUUCUGCUGUCCACACCCCUUACCAAGGUGCCUUGUAAAUGGCGGAGCCGGCUUAGGGGGUGGCAAUGCCGUGCUUUUAACCCUUAUUGGUGGCAAAUUGCGCUCGUACAUUUAGAGAAACUUCCGUUCUACGUUUCGUUUUGCUUCGUUUCGCCAAGCGAAGUAUUACAACUUGUUUGGCUAAGGGUGGGUCUACCGUCUAUUGCUCAUUUAUGGUGUUUUGAUGCAUUCUCAAGGGGUGCGGGCUGCUUUCUCGCAUGUCCUGACCCCUCAACCCUCUGUUCUCCGCAUUACGUAACUGGGCGGGGUGCACAGCGCCACAAACUCUUAUGGAGAGAGCGGUGUAAUAAUUUGCCAAAAGGAGAGGAGGGGACGCAAGAGCGGCUACAACGCACAGCCGUGCCAGAAAGUCCUGCGCUCGCCCCAGAAGCAUCCUGUUCCUGUGACGCAGCGGAUCUGGUCUCGCGUUCGCUCCACUACCUCCACAUCCUACACCUACAGUACACAUAUCACAUGAACUUUAAACUAGUGAACGGAUUAAUUAAGAACGAAUCACAAAACAAAAGCUCGCUAAUCGCGCCGACACAGCAGAAGCGUAAAUUCAGAAAAGUUUAGUUCUUCAGUGCCGAAGUGGACUUCAUCAUGGCAAAUACCGGAGCUGGCGGCGGAGUGGACACACAGGCACAGCUAAUGCAGAGUGCAGCGGCAGCCGCAGCAGUGGCGGCAACAAACGCGGCCGCCGCUCCCGUACAGAAUGCAGCCGCCGUGGCGGCCGCCGCCCAGCUGCAGCAGCAACAGGUGCAGCAGGCAAUCCUGCAGGUGCAGCAGCAGCAGACACAGCAAGCGGUGGCCGCGGCCGCUGCCGCAGUGACCCAGCAGCUCCAACAGCAGCAGCAGGCUGUCGUGGCCCAACAGGCUGUAGUGCAGCAGCAACAACAGCAAGCGGCGGCGGUGGUGCAACAGGCGGCGGUCCAACAGGCUGUGGUGCCUCAGCCGCAGCAGGCGCAGCCCAAUACGAAUGGCAAUGCAGGAUCGGGAUCGCAAAAUGGCAGCAACGGCAGCACGGAGACGCGCACAAAUCUCAUUGUCAACUACUUGCCGCAAACGAUGACCGAAGACGAGAUCCGUUCGCUCUUUUCCAGCGUCGGCGAGAUUGAGUCGGUGAAGCUGAUACGCGACAAGUCGCAGGUCUACAUCGAUCCACUCAAUCCGCAGGCGCCCAGCAAGGGCCAAAGUCUGGGCUACGGCUUUGUUAACUAUGUCCGGCCGCAAGAUGCCGAGCAGGCUGUUAAUGUUCUAAACGGCCUGCGACUGCAGAACAAGACCAUAAAGGUGUCGUUUGCCCGCCCGUCGUCCGAUGCCAUUAAAGGCGCCAACCUUUAUGUGUCGGGGCUGCCGAAGACCAUGACCCAGCAGGAACUGGAGGCCAUCUUCGCACCAUUCGGAGCCAUAAUCACAUCACGCAUUCUGCAGAACGCCGGCAACGAUACGCAGACGAAGGGCGUAGGCUUUAUUCGAUUCGAUAAGCGGGAGGAGGCCACAAGGGCUAUCAUUGCCUUGAACGGCACUACACCAUCCAGCUGCACAGACCCGAUAGUAGUAAAGUUCUCCAAUACGCCCGGCAGCACCAGUAAGAUCAUUCAGCCGCAGCUGCCCGCUUUCCUCAAUCCGCAACUGGUGCGACGCAUCGGGGGCGCCAUGCACACGCCAGUUAACAAGGGCCUGGCCCGGUUUUCACCAAUGGCCGGGGACAUGCUGGACGUAAUGCUGCCCAAUGGAUUGGGAGCGGCGGCGGCGGCGGCCACAACGCUGGCCAGUGGGCCUGGCGGAGCGUAUCCCAUUUUCAUUUACAACUUGGCGCCGGAAACGGAGGAGGCUGCGCUGUGGCAGCUGUUUGGCCCAUUUGGAGCUGUGCAAUCGGUAAAGAUUGUAAAGGAUCCCACAACGAAUCAGUGCAAGGGCUACGGCUUUGUUUCGAUGACAAACUACGAUGAGGCGGCUAUGGCCAUUCGGGCGCUCAACGGCUACACCAUGGGCAAUAGGGUGCUGCAGGUCAGCUUCAAGACCAACAAAGCCAAGUAGAGCGGCCCAAAUGGAAGUGGAAAAAGACGCAGCGGGAGCACCAGCAUCCACAACCCAUUAUCUUGAAUCUAAACAACCUGACCACACAACACACAUAUAUAAAUAUGCAUGGUAUAACGGUAACUAAGCGCAACAAAACAGUAUGUGUACAACACACAAGAAAAACAAGAAAUUAGCAGGCAGGAGAAAAUACUCUUUCCACUAAACGACAACGAAACGGCGGAAAUCCCCCAAAAAAACACAAAUCUCCUCCCACAAUCCUCCCCAAAACCGCCGGCCAGAAGCGUUGCAAUAGAAAAAUUCUUCUUGUUUAGCAUUUAAGUAAAAAACAUUAACAAAACGAAGCGAGCAGAAGAAGUUAUAAGAUCGGGAGAAGCGAAUAAGGUAGGGGGUUGAGAAUGAACAAUGAGAUUUUAAGAAAUAAUAUUGCAAAAUGAAAACACACUGUGGCAGUGGCAGCUGUGAAAGGUCAAAGGUUGGCACAGUCAAGCUAGUCACAAAGCAAAACAAAGAAAUCAACCAAACAAACACAAAACACACAAAACGAAAACAAAUUUAACUUUAUUAGCAAAAAAAGAAAAUGAGAAAUUUUAAAAAUUUAUUAACUUUAAGUAAAACGCAGCAAUGAAAUCUUCCAAACAAAAGAAAGCAAAACAACAAAUCUGUUUGUUACACUUUAACUUUUUCUACCAUAAAAACUUUGAAUCUUGAUACUAAACCCAAAGCAGAAUUAAGAAAAUAGAGGAAUUCAGUGUCUACACUUUAUACAUAUACGGUGCUUACAGGACACCAGUUUGGCUUGAUCAAAGAGCGCAGGAUAAAAAGUAUUUGAGGGACAAUUAGGAGGAUCGCGCAUAUAAUAGAUAUAUAUGCAUAACAUGGAGGCUGCUACAGUAUUACAAGAAACAUAAACAUAAAAACUACAUACUUAAUAAACGAGCACGUUUAAUAAUUCUAAAAAUAUAUGUAUAUCCAUAUGUAUAUGCGAUAAUUCUAUGUCUGCUAGAUAUACAACUAAAUAUAGAAAUUUAAAGUGUUUUUUUUUUGUUUUGUAUUUGUUUUCUACACUCAGAAAACGAAACGAAUUCCGAUUGAAUCAAGCCAAACUCAUGUCCUAUAAACACAACCAAACUCAGUGAAAACUGAAGAAAAACAUAGAAACCAUAAAGAAUGAUUGACAGAAAGCUAGCGACGUGAAAACAAAAGUAAUACAAUAAUUUAUGCGCAAAUUUAAAAUGUUUUACUAAAGUAAAUAAUUGUUAGUGAAUAUUGAUACUGCAAAUGUGCGCGUGUGCACACAGGUGCCUGCAGAUAUAUAGUCCGCUAUGUAACGACGCAUGCUGGCGUAGGCACACCUUAUAUACUUUAUAUAAUGUAUAGUUCAAGGAGCAAGUAAGCAUAAACAAACAAAAAAAAACACUUGCUAAACCAAAACAAUUUUAGCGUUAUAAAACCAAGCGUAGCACAAAAAAUACUAAAAACCAAACAGUAGAGCAGCUGCAACCAUUUUUUAUAUAACAAAAAAAGUGAAAAGAAAACAAGUGAAUAGGAAAAUAUUCACGAAGGAUGCAAACAAAAGUAUAGCAAAGAGGUUUUUCUAGCUAAGUGAGGUGCUAAAGGGCAAAGAAACCGGCUACGUAUUGACAAGGAUUAAUCCGAAUCCUUCUUAUAUAAGACCCUACAAACCCGUGUCCAAACCUACAACUUUUGUGGAUCUUUUGCGUUACAUUAUCAGUUGAACUUAUGUAUAUUUCGUUGCUUCUAUGGAUAGUUGAAGCGAGAGAGCAAGACACAGCACACACACACAAACAUCAGCAUAUAUAAUUUCGAUUCUGGACUAUAUAUUCCGUAUUUGAAUUUGGUUUUGUUUGAUUUCUUUGUUUGCUUUGUACACGAAUUGAAUUUAAUAAUAAGCUUUUGCAUCCAGCCCAUAAAACCAGUCAGACCCAACCAUGCAUAUUUAUACAAAUGAUUUGUGUUUGAUUUCUUUAUAGAGUUUACCUUAGGAAACCCGACCCAACCCUUUUUGAGUUCACUCUCCAAAUAGCAUAAAUUCUUGACCUAAGUUUGAACAAACAUUGAACAGAAUCCAAAAAGAAAAAUAGGAAUUUAUUUUACUUUUAUUAUUAUUACGUCACCUAGCGCUAUGUGUAAUCAGACGUAUGUAUAUUACCAUAUAUAUAUAUAUUUUUUUUAUAAUUAUAGGGUAAAAAAUAUUUUUUGUUUGAACAAAAUUCGCAACAAGAACUCUAGUCAGAAGAUGGAAAACAAGAAUAUUAUUAUAAUGAGGCAGCCGCAUAUAGGGAGGAAAAGUAGAUCAAAACCAAAAGAACUAUGGCAAUUCCUAGCUAAUAAAAUGAUUGAAUGAUUGAUAGAAGCCGCCUGCUCUUCCCUUUCCAAAGAUUUACCCACUUGAAACCUUUAAGCAAAAGAUAAGCAAGGCGAACGGAAAGCGUCAAAGGAGAUUUCCAGAUGAAAAUGCAAUACAUUAUACACAAUCAACUAGUUUAUUUAUAUAACAUACCCACUUAAGAACACACUGUGGGACAGGAGAACAGAAUAAAAUCUUGUGGAAGCCAGGAAUGUACUUGAUUUUGUUUAGUUCGUAUUUCUGUCAUCACAUAUUUUUACACGCAACACAGACACAAUUCUUAAUUUAAUUUAAUUAAUGAAUCCUUAUUUGCAUACAUAUAUAUGUAUACCUAUUUUUUUGUCACUGAUGAUCAAAGUAAUUGUAUUAAUUAUAAUUAUUGUGCAAUAGAUUUAAAAUGCAACUGAAGGCAAAACACAGCAACAAAUUUUCAAGUAUCUCAAAUUAUAAUUUCAUUAGGCGAGGAAAACGAGAAAUGAAAUAUUUGAUCUUAUGUAACAUAAUUGUAUGAUUAUUCUAUACACCGCAAAACAAGAAAGAAAUGCAAGCUCAGCAACAAGAACAAAAAUUUAAGAAAAUAUAUACAACAAUUAUUUUUUAAGCGCAAUUGUAUAUGUAUCACAUGCAUAUACAUAUUAAUAUCUCAUAUUUUUUCUUUACCAAUUUACCUAUUAAGUAAGCAAAGAGCCAAGAAAACAAACGAAAACGAAACAAAAAAGAUUAUUUAUUGUACUUUAUAAUUACGUAAUUUUAUUUAAUUCAAUUUGAAUUAUAUAUUCUCUUGAUUUGAACAAAGCUACAAGAAACAAGAAGAUAAUGAUAUGAUAAAGAAUUAGUCUAAUUAUACACACAACACAAGAACAGAGACCCAAGAAGGUAGAUAGAGAGAGAUAGAGAGAGAGAGAGAGAGAGAUAGAACGAACUACAGAAGUCUAUUAUAAAAUCUAUAACUUCCAAACUCUCUCUCCUCCCAUUCUCCCCUUUUCUUAAUAUGUCUCUUUUUACUCUAAUGUGCGGUUUUUAUAUUUAAUUUUGUACGUUGUAUUAUUUCGUUCUUCAUUUCGAUUUUGUUUUACUAGAAACCUUUUUGUGUUUCAGCUUUAGUUUAAAAUUAUGAUUUUAUGCUAAACCUACUUGAAUUGUCACAGCAACAAUAACACAACGCAGCUAUUUAGUUGAUAUUCUAGCUAUAUACGAUCUGUGCGUAUGUUACUGCAAACUCCUGUGAAUCCUAUCGAAUGAAUAUUUAUAUUUUGAUUAUUAUUAUUUAGUAUGGCCUAUUUUUUUUUUUUUUGGUUUGUGUAUUUUGCUUUUUGUCUAAUUUCGCAACGAACAUGUUUACUCUUAUGAUUUUCUUUGAUUUCCGCACCAAAAAAAGUAAAAAAAAAAACCCAAGAAAAAUUUUCUUUCAAUAAAAAGAAAUCUUGACGACAAUUUUAGCAUCAUUUUUAUUUGUUAUUUUUUGGUUUUGUUUGUUUUUAAAACUGUACGAUUUCCGAUUAACAACCACUUCUUUCCCGAAUCCUAUAUUUAUUUCCCUCUCUGUCUAUCUUUCUCUAUCUCUCUCUCUCUAUUUUAAAAACCUCAAAUCCUCUGACAGUCAGUCACAUGAAGAUGAAGGAAUCGAUCUAGUCAAGGCCCAUCUAACAAGAGGUGCCAUCGGAAUCCGUUGAUCUCAGCUAAAAAGACAUCCCCAGACAUUCCCAGUCGUGUUUGGUUUAGUCCUCGUAACUCCACGAUCUAAGGGGUAUCCCCCGUGUAAAAACAGCCCAAAGACAUGCAUUCCAGUUUUUGUUGCUUGGUGUAGACUCUGCCAGUUGCGAUAUUAUUUGUGUGCAAACAAGAAUACUUUUAAUUUGUGUAAUGCCAUUAUGUUUAGCGCUUAUGAUAAAUGAAUCUCAUAGUUUAGUUUAGCGGAGGAAGUACGGUCACCUCUCCCUUAAUUUAUAUAUUUGUGGGGAUAUAUUGCAACAAUUUCUGUGUAUGAUUUUGUCCCGCAUUUCUGUAUUGCUUAAUUCUGUGUAAUUUUUGUAAUUCUUAGAGCACAGUUUAUCUAUCAUUUCGAUGGGCAGAGAACUGGAGAUGCUU
Messenger RNA from Drosophila mauritiana, 7115 nucleotides. It is a transcript of the gene elav, whose product is annotated as protein elav. The record is from RefSeq and is a predicted model, not a curated record. NCBI's taxonomy places the organism in Eukaryota, Metazoa, Arthropoda, Insecta, Diptera, Drosophilidae. Gene Ontology annotation, molecular function: RNA binding. The transcript has 2 exons. Bases 1217 to 2656 code for a protein of 479 amino acids. Gene Ontology annotation, cellular component: ribonucleoprotein complex.